Molecule: messenger RNA, 1203 nt
Organism: Pecten maximus
Lineage: Eukaryota; Metazoa; Mollusca; Bivalvia; Pectinida; Pectinidae
Exons: 1
Coding region: 1-1203 (400 amino acids)
Source: RefSeq, a predicted model, not a curated record
AUGAUAACACCCAGGCAGCAUUUACACCGGACAGCUUUCAAACCAGACAACAUUCAUACCGGACAUUAUUCACACUGGACAUCAUUCACACAAGACAACAUUCACAAUGGCGGCAUUGACAUCGGGCAAUAUUCACAUUUGGCAGCAUUCACACCGGACAGUAUUCACACCGGGCAGCAUUCACACCGGACAGCAUUCACACCGGACAGCAUUCACGCUGGACAGCAUUCACUACGGGCAGAAUUCACACCGGACAACCUUUACACCGGACAGCAUUCACAUCGGAGAGCAUUCAUACCGGACAGAAUUCACACCGGACAGCAUUCACAACGGAUAGCAUUCACAUCGGGCAGCAUUCACACCGGGCAGCAUUCACAGCGGACAGCAUUCACAUCGGGCAGCAUUCAUACCGGACAGAAUUCACACCGGACAGCAUUCACACCGGACAGCAUUCACAUCGGGCAGCAUUCAUACCGGACAGAAUUCACACGGGGCAGCAUUCACACCGGACAGCAUUCACGCUGGACAGCAUUCACACCGGACAGCAUUCACACCGGGCAGCAUUCACAGCGGACAGCAUUCACAUCGGGCAGCAUUCAUACCGGACAGAAUUCACACCGGACAGCAUUCAUACCGGACAGCAUUCAUACCGGGCAGCAUUCACGCAUUGCAGCAUUCAAACUGGGCAGCAUUCACACCGGGCAAAAUUCACUACGGACAGCAUUCACACCGUACAGCAUUCACACCGGACAGCAUAUACACCGGACAGCAUUCACACCGGACAGCAUUCACACCGGGCAGCAUUCACACCGGACAGCAUUCACACCGGACAGCAUAUACACCGGACAGCAUAUACACAGGACAGCAUUCACACCGGACAGCAUUUACACCGGACAGCAUUCACACCGGACAGCAUUCACACCGGACAGCAUUCACACCGGACAGCAUUCACACCGGACAGCAUUCACACCGGACAGCAUUCACACCGGACAGCAUUCACACCGGGCAGCAUUCACAACGGACAGCAUUCACACCGGACAGCAUUCACACCGGACAGCUUUCACACCGGGCAGCAUUCACACCGGACAGCAUUCACACCGGACAUCAUUCACAACGGGCAGCAUGAGGGGAACACAACUAAGGUUUAAGCCUGUGAUGACCCCCUUAUCCCCAGGACAGGGACAUGCAUUCCAACCACUCUGA